AAUCCUCAAGAUUAGCAAGGAAAUCUAGCAUACUCAAAAGUACCCACCAAAAUGUCUACGAUGAAGGCGGUCCUGCUGGACCGUUCUCAUCAACCUCCAGCCUUGCGCUUAACGGAGGAAUACCCUCGACCACACCUCGUGCCCGGAAAAUUGCUGGUCAAAGUCAAAGCGUUUGCCGUCAAUCAUGCUGACGUGAUGACGAGAAAAGGCAGUGGUGCUAAAGGACCUGCGCCAACAGCAGACAUUAUUGGAAUAGAGUUGAUUGGACUCGUCGUGGGUGUCUCAUCCGAGUUAGAGAGAGCACGUGAUGUCUCAGAACAACGCACUGGACCGCAAGGCGCUCGCUACCGGUCCGGCGAUAUUGUGGCUGGCGUCAUGGGAGGGCUGGGUAGAUUCUGCAACGGCAGCUACUCCGAAUACGCUCUCUUGGAUCCCGACUGCGUCUCUGCUCCUUUGCCAGUAGGGGAUGCUGCGCAGAUUUCAACGUCCACUCUGAUAUCCCUUGCCGCAAUCCCGGCAACUUUUUUGGCAGCUUACGGUGUACUUGUCACAAGUCUUCAGAUACAACCGGAGGACACGCUUCUCGUUCACGGGGCUUCCUCUUCCAUCGGUAUGGCUACUGCAUCGCUUGCAAAACAUCUGUACAAUGUUAAGAAAGUCGUGGGAACAACGCGUGAUGCAGGAAAGGCUGCCCGAUUGAAAACCGCCGGUUUCGACGAGGUUCUCGUGAGGCCUCAUCAAGACGACUCCAGCAUCGAAGAGCAAGCAAAAUCUAUAAAAGAAGCAGCAGAAGAAAUGGCAGGGUUCACAGCACAGGUCGAUUUGAUUGGCGCUGAUCACAUACCAGUUGCACUGGCUUGUGCCAGGUCACCGGGUGGUGCAAGGGUCUGCCAGGCGGGCAUGCUGGCAGGCGCGUACUUCUGCACCGAACCUUUCAGUCCCAUGGCCAUUCCCGUCGGCGUCUAUCUCUGCGGCUAUAGCAGCUCGUUUGCAGAUCAUCUCAAUCCUCUUCGCGAGUUGGUGACCGCGGUACUCCAGAAGAAGCUCCCUACAAAUGUGGACAAGGUCUUCAGGAUCGAAGAUGUCCCUCAGGCGCAUGAAUACUACGAGAGGAGUACCCGAUGUGGAAAAGUCGUCUGCUUAAUAGAUUAA
Molecule: messenger RNA, 1152 nt
Organism: Exophiala viscosa
Lineage: Eukaryota; Fungi; Ascomycota; Eurotiomycetes; Chaetothyriales; Herpotrichiellaceae
Exons: 1
Coding region: 52-1152 (366 amino acids)
Molecular function (GO): oxidoreductase activity, acting on NAD(P)H; NADPH binding
Source: RefSeq, a predicted model, not a curated record